AUGUCUUCCGAGCAGGACGACAUCGAUAUCGACACCAGCUCUGCUGGCCGUAGUGGCAGUCCUGCGCCCUCGCUCUAUUCCUUUUCGUCCAUCGACGGACGUCUGAUGCUACGUCACGUCUAUGGACGCAUGCUCAACAAUCAAAACGAUACAUACUUUCUUCCUGCGGACACGGAAGAACACCGUAGGCUUGAUUUACAACAUCAAGUGCUCACUCUUGCUCUGGGUGGGCUAUUUCCAGCCCCGAAUCUGGUCCGCAGGGCUCUUACACCCCGACCUGGGAAACCCCCCGCGAUCUUGGACGUCGGAACGGGAAGCGGCAGUUGGGCCAUCGACAUGGCCCGACAGUUUCCCCACACCACAGUCGUCGGAGUCGAUUUGGCGCCCCCGGGAAUUGAUGGAGAUCUUCCACCGAACUGUCGUUUUGAGAUUGAUGAUGCAAAUCUGGGCUUCCUGCACUAUCAAGGAGCGUUCGACGUAAUUCAUGCAAGAUCCGUCUCCGCCGGGAUCCGGGACUUUCCCCUGUUUUUGGAGGAGCUUUCGCAAGCAUUGUGUCCCGGCGGUGUCGUCCUGCUCGGCGACGGCGAUAUGCAAAUCUACGACGAAUUCCAAGACGCCGUGCCGUACGCCGAAGAGGGAACACCGGAGUUCUCAUGGACACACCGAGUGUUCUUCGCAGCAUACAACGCGAUGAAGAACCGAGGCGGAAGCAUUGACUCGGCAUCUAUGUCACCAACAUGGCUGCGCGCCAUUAACUCCUACACGGACGUGGGCUGGCAUAAGGUCUUCAUACCGAUCGGACCCUGGCGUUACUCGAAUCAGCGAGAACGCCUGCUUGCGGAGAUGCUCCGUGAGGACUGCCUGCGCUAUAUUUCGGGGAUGGGCCCCCUCCUCCUCAGUGAGGGAUACCUCCCCGAAAGCGUGGACAAAAUGCAGCGUGAAGCCGCUGCGGAGUUACGUGAACUGCGCGUUCACCUCCACAGCCGCUGGACCUUCGCCUGGGCUGUGAAGCGACCCUGA
This is a messenger RNA of Epithele typhae, 1020 nucleotides long. RefSeq names its product S-adenosyl-L-methionine-dependent methyltransferase. The record is from RefSeq and is a predicted model, not a curated record. Gene Ontology annotation, molecular function: methyltransferase activity. Lineage: Eukaryota; Fungi; Basidiomycota; Agaricomycetes; Polyporales; Epitheliaceae. The coding region runs from base 1 to 1020 and encodes 339 amino acids. The transcript has 11 exons.